CUCCCAGUACGCGUCGCGCCGCGCCAGCAGACAGGCAGGACCCGACCCUGGGAAUAAAAAAACGCGCAGCUCCGUCUGUUUGAAGAUUAUUUUAUUGCAGCGAGGUAGGGCAGUUCAGUGAAUUUCUCCAUGAAUGUACGUCACAAUGAUGAUGACAGACCAUCCACUGGACUUGGCUCCGCCCCCCCACCUGAACGGGGAGGUCCCUCUCAUGCCUCACAUGGUUAACGGGGAUGCCUCACAGCAGGUGAUCCUGGUGCAGGUGAACCCGGGGGAGACGUUCACCAUCCGGGCAGAGGAUGGAUCACUGCAAUGCAUCCAGGGUCCUGCUGAGGUUCCCAUGAUGUCCCCAAAUGGGUCGAUCCCUCCCAUCCACGUCCCCCCAGGAUACAUCUCACAGGUGCUGGAGGACUCCUCGGGGGUCCGCCGGGUGGUGGUGACGCCCCAGUCUCCUGAGUGCUACCCGCCCUCCUACUCUCCAGCCCUCUCCCCCACACACCACCUGCCCCCCUACCUGACCCACCCCCACUUCAUCCCCAACUCUCACUCUUUCUACCCCCCUGUCAGCCCCGGAGAGCUGUCCCCCCACCAGUACUACCAGCACCACCUUCCCCCCAUGUACGGCGACCCAGAAAUCAUCCCAGUGUAUGGGAUGUCUAACUACAUAGGCAGAGAGGAGUACAGUAAGCCACAGCCCAAAAAGAUAAGGGAACAGAGACAACUGGAGCGACAGAACCGACUCAACUCUCCUCCCUCCACUCUGUAUAAGGGCUGCCUGGGGCCAGCACACAACGGAUACAGCAACAAAUCCCACGCCCCAUUGCUCGGGUCGGUGGGGUCAGGGGGGGGCGUCGGCAGCCCAGGAGGGAAGAAGCCGGAGAGACGACUCCGCAGCAGUCCACGCAACGGUGAACCAGAGACACACGCACAAGAUCAUGAUUCAGAGGCGAAGCGUGUUCAAGACAUGCUGUCUACAAUCGACAAACCACAGGUUUCCAAUGUGCAGGCGCGGUCCGCACGGCUGUCCUGGGCCCCCCCGGUAGGGCUGGUGAACAGGCAUAGUAAUGGGAUGCCUGUGUCCUGCUCCUACGAGGUCUCUCUCUCGGACAAGGGACGAGAUGGAAAGUAUCGCCUCAUAUACAGUGGCGAGGAAUUGGAGUACCACCUGAAAGACCUAAGGCCAGCGACAGACUACCACCUACGGGUCUGUGCGAUGUACAACUCGGUUCGAGGCUCGUGUUCAGAGGCCGGCUCGUUCACCACGCACUGCAGCGUCGCCGACGUCCCGCUCCCCCCGAAGUUCUCCCACCGCACCAAGAGCACCCUCACCCUCCAGUGGAAGCCCCCAGGCGACAACGGAUCCAAAAUCACAAACUACCUGCUCGAGUGGGAUGAGGGAAAGAAGAACAGUGUUUUCAGAGAAUGUUACUUUGGGAGCCAGAGACACUGUAAGCUGACCCGACUGUUUCCCGCCUGUGGCUACACGUUCAGACUGGCUGCGCACAACGACAUCGGCACAAGUGGCUUCAGCACAGAGGUGGUGUUUUACACCAUGGGCACCCUGCCCGCUCUGCCUCUGGCACCGCGGCUGGUCAGGGCCGGCGUGUCCUGGGUGACCCUGGAGUGGGGGCGUCCCGAGGGCAGUCCCAGCGAGGAGCAGCUCAAAUACACACUUGAGAUCCAGGAGGACAACAGCGGAACCGACUUUCAUCCAAAGUACACUGGAGAAAACUUGACUUGUACUGUACAGGGCCUGAAGAGGAGUACGCAGUAUAAAUUCAGGCUCAUAGCAUCGAACAUGGAGGGAAAGAGCAGUCCCAGCGAGGUGUUGGUGUGCACCACCAAUCCAGACAAACCAGGCCCUCCAUCCACACCCUGUGUCACUGCAGCCACGCCCUUCGGGUUCAGCGUCACAUGGGAUCCUCCGCAGGACAACGGGGGCUCAGAGGCUCUGACGUACCUGCUCGAGGUCUCAGAGGGCUGCUCCGAAGCGGGCCAGUGGGAGGUGGCGUACAGCGGCCCGGCAACAGAAUGCAUGUGUGAGCGCCUGACACCUGGGACCUUGUACCGCCUACGUGUGUGUAGCAUCACCACCGGGGGACACAGCCAGUGCACCGUCGGUGUUCCGGUCCGUACGUCAAACGUGCCGCCAGGCCCCUGCAAGCCGCCAAGGAUUGUGGGUAAAGCCAAACACAAGGAGGUGCAGUUAGAAUGGGACUCCCCCGUGUGUGAUGCCGUGUGUGAGGAGUGUGUGUUCAGCCUGGAGAUGAGCGAGGGCGACGCCAAGCCAGCGGAGGUGUACCACGGGGCGGAGCUGCAAUGCACGGUCGGCAGUCUGCUACCCGGAGCCACGUACAGCUUCCGACUGCGGGCUGCCAACGAGGCGGGGUUGGGCGCACACUCUGACCCCACAGUGGUGACGACAGCAGCAGGUCCUCCUGGCCAGUGUGGGGCGCCACUCAUCACUCUCACGAACAACACUUGUGUAACGCUUAACUGGGAGAGUCCCGAGGGUUCGGGCACAGACAUCUCCGAAUAUCGUCUGGAGUGGGCGCGGGAGGAGGAGCCCAUGGAGCUGAUCUACUGCGGAUCGGCCACACAGUGCGAGCUGUCAGAUCUGACGCCUGCCACAGACUACUGCUGCAGGCUACAGGCGGUGAAUCAGGCGGGCGCCGGCCUCUACAGCGAGCAGGUGAGUUUCAGGACCCCGGCGACGACUCCCGACCAGAUCUCGCCCCUCGUCCUCCUGGAGCUCCCCACCUCCUCUGAGUCGGGGCACUCCCCGUCUACCUGCCUCCUCCUGAAGUGGGACGAGCCCAACAGCAACGGGGCGGACAUCACCUCCUACGUCAUCACCGUGGACGAGCAGACCAUCUCCGUGGAGUCAGGGACGAGUCACCUGGUCACAGGCCUGCAGCCGGACACCGAGUACAGCGUACAGAUCCAGGCGGUGAAUGACAUCGGCUCGAGUCCCGCGAGUCCCACCCUGCAGGCCAGGACACGGCCCCUCCCCCCGGCCCCGCCCCCGCUCGAGUGCUCGGCGGCCGGCCCUCAGAGCCUGAAGCUGAAGUGGGGCGAGAACGUCAGCCACACGCGGGCCCUGCUCGCCGAAGACGUGGUCUACAUGCUGCAGAUGGAGGACAAGAACCACAGGUUCGUGACGAUCUACCGCGGCCCCAGCCACACCUACAAGGUCCAGCGGCUAAUCGAGUCCAGCAGCUACAGCUUCAGAAUACAGGCCGUCAGCGACGCUGGGGAGGGUCCGUUCUCUGGCACACACACCUUCUGCACCACCAAGUCUGUGCCCCCGGCCCUCAAAGCUCCCAGAGUGCACCAGCUGGAGGGCAACAUGUGCGAGAUCACAUGGGAGACGAUCCCACCAAUGAGAGGGGACCCGGUGAGCUUCGUGCUCCAGGUGCUGGUGGGCCGCGAGUCCGAAUACAAACAGGUUUUCAAAGGAGAAGAGGGUCAGUUCCAGAUCUCUGGUCUCCAGUGCAACACAGACUAUCGAUUCCGCGUGGGCGCCUGCCGCCGCUGCCAGGACUCGUGCCAGGAGCUGUGCGGCCCCCUGAGCCCCUCCUCCCUGUUCACGCUGCGGCGCCAGGAGUCGGUGUCCUCCGGGGAGCUGUGCCCCGUGGACACGGGCAAGGGGGCGGGCCUGAUCUCCAGUGACGAGCGCUUCGCGGCGCUGAUCGUGUGCGUGUUCGCCGGCUUCUCCAUCCUCAUCGCCUGCCUGCUGCAGUACUUCUUCAUGAAGUGAGGGAAUCUUAACUAUAGGAUAGAAAGAGAAAGCAAAAAUCACAGAGAAACUUUAAAAGUAUAAACGUCUAUGAAAGAACCGAAUGAAAUCAAAACACUUGAGAUGAACUUCUACGUAUGUUUUUGUUUUUGUUUUGUUAGUCAAAGUAUCGAUUCAGGCUUUUUCCUCACCUCGUUCCUGUCGUCUUCUGCCUUCUCUCGGUUUGGUCUCGUUUCUCUCUACGUCUCAGUUUGUCUCCGUGUCACCGUCUGUUCCGCUCGUGGAGGACUUCUGCCGAGAGAAGCCUCGUCAAGAGAACUGAUAAUCAAGCCUUAAGAUAGCUGUGAGCAGAGCAGCUGCUCCUCAGACUGACUUGCAUGUUUUUACUUUGUAUCUUUUUAAAAACAUAUUCGAUUAGAGAACGUGUAUAUUUCUUGACGGUCAUUGCCUUACAAUAGGUUUGUUUCUUUGUUUUCGAUGUUACAUUUUUUGUUUUUUGUUUUUUUGCUGCAAUCUUUAUUCAUUCAGCCAUAUUCCAAUGUAGGCCUUCAGAGCUUUAGCCGUUAUUAUCCAGUUGUUACUCUACAGGUUGUCGGCCCAGUUGUGCGUUCUGCUCGCAGACUGACAGACACCGUGCACACACACGCAUUGUGCAGACCUGCCUACAUAUACACGCACACGUGUGCAAUUACACUCAUGCAACGACAAUGACAUUACACUUUUUUUUUGUUUUUCUCCUACGAAGGCAAUCACUUAAUCCGCUCAGCUUUCAACGUUCAAUCACUCAUUCAUUCAGCUACCAAAGUGAUGCAAUCCAUGUGUGGUGUAAGAUGCUGCUAUCCUGUGAUUUUAUUAUAUCUAAGAAAGAAUGGAAACCCAGUAAUCUAAUAUAUGUACACACAAUAUAUAUAUAUAUUAUAACAAAUAUCUAUGAUGCUAUAGAAGUGAUGUAAUAUAAGUGAUGGCAAUGUAAGGUCUGAAGUACGGCGGGAAAAAAAGGGCGUGAGGAGUUUUACUGUAGGUGCUCACGCCAGCAGCUCUGAGGUCAGUUCAGUAGCUUGUGCGUUUGAAGGAGCCCUUAAACGCUGGCCUCGGAUCAGCGCGUGAACCCUUGUAGGUAUUCAAUUGAUGGGGCGUAAACUGGCUUUGGCAUUGAGGAAGCCGCGGGGCUGUGUGGUUUGCGGCCGGCUGCAACUUUUAGCAGGAAACAGGGGGCUGGCCCGGAGAGAGGCCCUCCGUCAGUCCUACCAUCUCAAAACCACCAUUUCUCCAGCCUAUGUAUCCGUAGCUUCAGUAGCGAUGUGCCCGUGGCGUCACAGACCCAGAGGUGCUAACAGCCUGCCAGCUAGCCGCCUUUCUCCGAGCUGUGUGUGUGUGUGUGUCUGUUAACCAGGAGAGCCAUUAGGAGUUAGCUCGAGCUCUACCCUUCUGAGAUCUCUCCAGCUGCGAGCCCGAGCUGAGGCUGGAGCUCCUCCCGUCGGCUCGUCUGUGAAUCGAUUCCUUUUGAAGACUCUGCUCCUCGUUUGUUCUCCUUUCCUGCACACCAUUAUUAGUAAUUACCUCUUUUACCUUGCUCUCCAUCCGCCUCCAUGUCACUCUCGCUCUCUCUACCCAUGCACAACUCUCUCUUCCCUCUUUCUCUCCUCUCCCUCCGCUCUCUCUUUUAAAUGGUGCUUUAUUGAUAUCAGAGCAGUAGCACGGCUGUGGUCUCCUCCUCGGAUGCACAUGUUCUCUUGGGACUCGAACUAAUGUUCACUAACCAAACAAGCCUUCGACGGAACACAACUCAACAACACAGGGCAUUCUGACACACGUAUCACCCCCCCCGCCCCCCCUGCCUCCCGAACCUUUUAUUUUUUAAUACCCCAACUCGGAAAAACAAACAAAGCCAAGGUACAGCCCAAUACACACACAUGAUCCAAAGAAGUCAGCCUGACCCGCAUGGUUAACGCGUCCGCUUUCGUCAGGUGCGUCUGUGGGGGGAGGAGCCGGAGGAAUCGGGUGGGGCGUGGGGAGGUGGAGGGGGUGAUGGCGAGCUCUGAUUGGCAGCCUGUAACGUACCUCAGGGAUUAGGCCUUACAGAGCUGGGAUCUCAUCCCGUGCUCGUCGUCCCUCGCCGCCGCCGCCUUCUUCCUACCGGUCUCUCUCUCUCUCUCUCUCUCUUUCUUUCUCUCUCUCUCUCUCUCUCUCUCUCUCUCUCUCUCUCUCUCUCUCUCUCUCUCUCUCUCUCUCUCUCUCUCUGUCUCUGUCUCUGUCUCUCUCUGUCUCUGUCUCUCUCUCUCUCUUUUGAUGCUGUAUCUUGUCCUCUGUCUAUGCUGUGCCUUGCUCCUGUAUGUCAGUAAGCAAAGUGGUUUACUAGCUCAAAAAAAAAAAAAUACCUUUGCCAAAGUUGAUGGGAAAGUUAAGGUAGAGUUCUUUUCUAGGUUUUUAUUUAUACUAUAUAUUUGCAUACAGUACUUUACAUGCCAAUUACAGUGCAAUCUUCAUUUAUUUAUUGUUUAAAGAUUAAGAGACAAGUGUAGUUAUAUACUAAUUUGGUUUUUUUUCUUGUAGCAUGUUUUUUUUUCUUCAAUUUUUUCAUUUGUUUUCUUUCUUUUGUAAUGGAUGUACUUUAGAUUGUAUGAUUAAGGCCAGCAUUCCUUAUCUCAGUAACCCUUUAAGUAUUUCUCUUACAGCUGUUGGGAACCUGUAGCUCAUCAGUCCAUGCAUUGCAGUUAUCGUUUCAAACAUGUAACCAAAUGUAAUUUUUUCAUGUUUCGUUUCAUCUCCUGCUCCGGCCGCAGCCAGCCGAGCGGUCCUUGUAAUGCUUAGACAGACAUGUAGCAGAGCCGGGCCUUAGGGUCACUUCAAAGUCAUCGGUAUUGGGAUAAACGUGACUGCCUUUGGCUUUUUUUAUUUUCAUUUUUUAGUGUUAUAAUGAAGCUUCUGAUAUCCUUCUACAGUUGUAUUGCCAAAGUGCAGGCUUAUCGUGUCCACUAGAUGUCGCAUUUGCAGUCGUCUAAAGGGUUCCUGUGAUGUUCUUCUGCGACGACACAGCAUUAUUAUUAUUAUUGUGAUUAUUAUUCUCUCGAAAGGAAAAAAAAAACAAACAAAAAAAAACAUUAACGUGAUCUGUGAUUAUGCUUCUUUUCAUAUUAUCUUUCAUUGUUUUCGUUUUGUAAAGCAAAAUGUGCCAUUUUGAAAUGUGUAGCCCCUUUUGGAGGAGAGUUUUUAACACAACCUGAUUUCACACUGAAAGUUCAAAUGCGAAGAGAAAAAACAAAUGCAAAAAAAAUAGGCAAAAACAAUCAAUCGAUGAUUUCAGGCAAAAACGAUAACGAUAUUGACGAUUCCUUGUUCAGACUAGUGCUGGUAGAGCAGUAGUGAGUAUUUUGUAUCCAGUAUUUUGCUAAGACAUGAUUUACAGAGAUAUCUAUAGAGCUAUAGAACGAGACGGUAAAUACAUUAUGACUAACAGAGUUGAAGCACUUUUUUUAUGCCGAGCAUUAGUCCUGAUGAGGUUAAUGAGAGCGGGGGGGGGACAACACGCAGCCCCUCCGCUCACUUCCGAAACACUACUGCCAACGCCGCCUGUUGCAUUCAUUGGCAUUGUCCCGUCAUUGGGCGUCACUGUGACAUUGUGGCAUUACUGGAGCACGCCUCCGUGCGUCUCAAACAGCGCCCCACUUCCUGCUUCCUGCGACGUCACAGGAAGUGCGGCGCCAUUUUGUUUGUCCCCAGACGUGCUCGUGGUGUGUCCCCCUGCGGCCCCCGUCGCAUUGUAGCCGACGGGUGCUGUGUGAGGUGUCCUGUCCUUAAAACCCGAGAUGUUAUGUUUCCCCCUCAUCCCCUCCCCCCCCCCCCAAUGUUCAAGCCUUGACGCCCCAGUGGUAGAGCGGAGGUUAUCCUCGUGUUUGGCCAAACCGAGGCCCAGCUACGUUAGCAUUGUAGAGUCUGAGGCUAACGCAGCGUUGCCUGACAGACUGCGUGUUUGCGGGCAAGGUACUUCCCCUUUUUUGCGUGCUUUGUUGUUUUUGUUGAUUUUUUUUCAAAUGCUGGUGAUUUUUAUAGACAAACCCCCCACCCCCCCCCCCCCCACCCCCACCCCAAGCCCCUAUCACCCUCCCCCAAACCAUCACGCAGGUCCUGCACAUUUGUCGGGUUAUGACAAGAAUGAGAGACUUUUAUUUUUUACAAUUUUUGUUUGCCCAGGAACACCCCCCCCCCCCCCCCCACAUCUGUGCCUUCUGAUCAGUUUUAUUAUUUUUCUUUUUUUAAUGUUUUGUACGUUUUACAGUAAGUAGAGAUUUUGACUGAGAGAUUUGGCGAUUUGACAAACACACAGAGAUUCACAGGUAUUUAACUAUUUUUUAAGCGAGACAAAAGAAAACAUAUUUUUACCUCACGAUUUAAAAAGCAAACAUUCCAAUGUUGUCAUGGUCUACGAAUUGAAUAAAAAAAAAAAAGAAAUUCAUGCAUUUCUUCUUGUAUUGUAAAUGUUAGACAAUUUCAUAUGCAUUAUAUAAAAAAAACUGCCAUAUCAAUUUUAAUGUAUAGAUUUUUGCAAAUACUACCCUAUGUAUGUAAGACGUAACUGUAUCGGUAGCGUAUAUAUAAUAUAUUUAUGCCCAAUAAAUGUUUUAAUUUUUUUCUGA
This is a messenger RNA of Platichthys flesus (European flounder), 8373 nucleotides long. RefSeq names its product fibronectin type III domain containing 3Ba (gene fndc3ba). The record is from RefSeq and is a predicted model, not a curated record. The transcript is spliced from 27 exons. Gene Ontology annotation, molecular function: protein binding. The coding region runs from base 134 to 3760 and encodes 1208 amino acids. NCBI's taxonomy places the organism in Eukaryota, Metazoa, Chordata, Actinopteri, Pleuronectiformes, Pleuronectidae.